AUGACCGAGAGCGCCUCCCUCCAUGACCUUAAAGCGCACGCAACCACGGCUGUUGCCGCGGGUGGCGCCGUCUAUGCUGCGAACCAGCUCGUCAAAAGCUUCGAAGAAGAUGACAAAUCGAUGACCCAACAUCUCAAGGCUGGCGUUGGAGCUGCCGUUGCUAUUGGCGCACUCGAAAUGCUUAAUAAAGAAGACGGAAGUCUUCUUACUUAUCGCAAGCUGUUGCACAAGACAUAUGAGACUUCUUGUCCUAACUGGUCACAUUCACGGGAAAGACAUGAGAAUAGCUUCCCUGAGCAAGAGGAAAGUAAAAGACACCUCAUGAGGCGAGAAAGGGUAUCACACUCAUCGUCUUGGUCGUCUAGCGUGUUGUCCAACGAGUCGGGUCAUAAUUGUCAUCUAGUGGAAGAGUUAGUAGGAGCAUAUAGCCUGGGAAAGCAACUUCUGGGUGAUAAGAAACAUAAAAUUGUGUAUUUGGUUGCAGACGCAAUGGGAGCAGCUGCUCUGCUAAAGGAGAUCAAUGAGCAUGAUUUGAAAAGGGGUUGA
Molecule: messenger RNA, 546 nt
Organism: Aspergillus thermomutatus
Lineage: Eukaryota; Fungi; Ascomycota; Eurotiomycetes; Eurotiales; Aspergillaceae
Exons: 1
Coding region: 1-546 (181 amino acids)
Source: RefSeq, a predicted model, not a curated record